Messenger RNA from Melanotaenia boesemani (Boeseman's rainbowfish), 5569 nucleotides. RefSeq names its product retinoid X receptor, alpha a (gene rxraa). Lineage: Eukaryota; Metazoa; Chordata; Actinopteri; Atheriniformes; Melanotaeniidae. The transcript is spliced from 11 exons. Gene Ontology annotation, biological process: response to retinoic acid; cell differentiation; positive regulation of transcription by RNA polymerase II. Gene Ontology annotation, cellular component: RNA polymerase II transcription regulator complex; nucleus. Gene Ontology annotation, molecular function: retinoic acid-responsive element binding; nuclear steroid receptor activity; zinc ion binding. Bases 471 to 1985 code for a protein of 504 amino acids. The record is from RefSeq and is a predicted model, not a curated record.
UACUUUUUAUGUUUGGUGUGAUUACUUUUAAACAAAAGAAAAUAGAAAAAAAAAUCCUCGCAUUUCUACUGCCGUGUCGCUGCAGUCUGGUCUACGUUGGUGGGAGUACCCCCUGCACAGGUCCCUUCUGCUGUACUGUUCCAGUAGUUGGAGUUGUUGUACAACCGAGCACGAGAGCGAGAGAGGAGAGGAGUGAGCGCGCAGCAGCUGAGUGAGCAAACAGAGGCAGAAACAUUAGGUUAUCUUCUGAUACUAUCAGACAUCGACCUGUCACUUUUACCGCUCAGAGCCAAGUCUCCUCUGCCUCAGGAGGUCCACAGCAGCAGAAACAACAGCUCCCUGGUCCGGUUUACUCUGCUCGAGCAGCUGCCUGUGAGACAAGAAAAAAGAAAAAAAGAAAAGAAAAAGAAGAAGAAAAAACUCCCCAAAGCGGCCGUCUCAGCUGGCAUGAGCUAACCUCCGAGUCAGACAUGGAAACCAAACCGUUCCUGUCAUUGGGGUUCCUGAAGCCCCAGUGCUCUUUGGCUCCUCCCAUGCAGCGAGGUCGAUCAGCUGAGGCAUGUUCGUGUUUCAGCGGUAUGUGUCCUCUCCAUCAGCGUCGCCUAUCCUCAGAUUCGUCAGGACAGAUGACCUCCUCGCCCCUCGGCUCUCCUACAUCCCAUCGAGGGAUGCACCCGUCUCUGCUCAGCCCAACCUCUAUGGGGCCCUCUGGCUCUCUCCAUUCUCCUAUCAGCACCCUGAGUUCACCAAUGAACGGACUGGCAUCACCCUUCUCCGUCAUUAGCUCACCCAUGGGACCCCACUCUAUGAACUCACCCGGCAUGGGCUACGGCCCCAGCGUCAGCCCCCAGAUGUUUCAGCUGAACUCUCCAAUGAACUCGGUCAGCAGCACGGAGGACAUUAAGCCCCCGCUGGGCCUCAACGGCGUGAUGAAGGUGCCAGCCCAGCCCUCAGGCACAGCUCUGUCGCUCACAAAACACAUCUGCGCCAUCUGCGGUGACCGCUCCUCAGGUAAACACUAUGGGGUUUACAGCUGCGAAGGCUGCAAAGGUUUCUUCAAAAGGACUGUACGCAAAGACUUAACCUACACCUGUCGCGACAACAAAGACUGUGUCAUUGAUAAACGCCAGAGGAACCGCUGUCAGUACUGCCGCUACCAGAAGUGUUUAGCCAUGGGCAUGAAGAGAGAAGUUUUGUUACAUGCAGCCGUUCAGGAGGAGCGCCAGCGAGCCAAGGACAGAAAUGAGAACGAGGUGGAGUCCACCAGCUGUGCCAACGAGGACAUGCCUGUGGAGAAGAUCCUGGAUGCUGAGCAGGCAGUGGAACCCAAAACGGAGACCUACAUCGAGGGUAGCCUCGGCGUGCCAUCCAAUUCGCCCAACGACCCAGUGACAAAUAUCUGUCAAGCAGCUGACAAGCAGCUCUUUACCCUGGUGGAGUGGGCCAAGAGGAUCCCCCACUUCUCUGAGCUGCCGUUGGACGACCAGGUCAUCCUGCUGCGGGCAGGUUGGAAUGAACUCCUUAUUGCAUCGUUUUCGCACCGUUCAAUAGCAGUAAAAGACGGGAUUCUGCUGGCGACAGGGCUGCACGUCCACCGCAACAGCGCCCAUAGCGCUGGAGUCGGAGCCAUCUUUGACAGAGUACUCACCGAACUGGUGUCAAAGAUGAGGGACAUGCAGAUGGACAAGACCGAACUGGGGUGCCUUCGAGCUAUCGUCCUUUUCAACCCAGACUCUAAAGGUCUGUCCAACCCGGGUGAAGUGGAAUCCCUAAGAGAGAAAGUCUACGCAUCUUUAGAGGCCUACUGCAAACAGAAGUACCCCGAGCAGCCGGGCAGAUUUGCCAAACUGUUGCUGCGGUUACCAGCGCUGCGCUCCAUCGGGCUCAAGUGUCUGGAGCACCUGUUCUUCUUCAAGCUGAUCGGCGACACACCCAUCGACACGUUCCUCAUGGAGAUGCUAGAAGCUCCGCAUCAAAUGACAUAAUAGCAGUGUUCCUCCUCAGCCGCCCCCCCCCAUCUUCCUCAUACCCUCCUCACACACAUCGUCUGGCAGCCUCGGAUCGGGAGCUGGGCUUUUUAUUAAAAGUCCAUCUCUAGCAAGGGACAGAUAUUAAGACUUUGGAUGGAGAGCUUCACCCUCCCCUCCUCGCUCUGUCCUUCCCUCAGUCCCAUCUAAUCCCUUCUGACUCCCUUUGAUGGGUUCAAAUCAAGGAGUCCAUCAUGCUUAUGGGUCUGUUUUAUACUGUGUAAAAAUAUAUAAAUAAGAAAUAUAUAAAUGAAUAAUCACACAACAGUGACAGUGGAAUGAAAUGUGGAUGGACGAUAAGACAGAACAUUGAGCCUUGAGAGAUGAUCAGGUUUUAACAGCCACAGUAAAGCUUGCAGGUAUAUUCACCAAAACAGCAAUGAUGUCAUGUUUGGACACUCAGCCUUUGUGAUCGGGACAAUCGUAGACUCUCGGGAAUCUCUGGGGGGGGUGCCAUUUUCUUUUUUUUUUUUUUUUUUUUUUUUAUUUUGUCUCCAACCAGACCUGAGUCUGCGCUGUCUUUCAGGCCUGGAUGGUGGAGGGGGAACAAGACGAGCCCAUCCGCCUAAAGGAACUCCUCUGUUCUGUUCGAUUCGACUGAAAACGUCGGGUCUUGCACUAACCGUUCUGGAGAUGGCUUCACAAAACUUUUCAGGCGCUCACAAACCUCAGGUCUCCCCCCAGUUCCAGCAGAUCCAACCAUGUCUUACUGUACAAGUACUGUGCAACACAGAAGAGGAUGUCGCAAUUAGUCCACAAAUCAGCCCUCGAGUAAGAGUUGGAAGAGCUGUUCAUGUUCAGCCUAUUAGCUUUAUGCUACAUGAGCAUCAUCGGAUGCUCUUUGAGGCAUCCAGGUGGCGCAGGAACAGCUUUUGCCAACAUUUUCGUUUCCACACAGCCCCACGAGGAGGGGCUGAUGCACUUGGGUGGUGGAAAAGGUGAGCGCCCGGUCUCACCUGUGAGGAAACGCCACCGUUCUGCCCUCCCAACUUCUAGUUUCCUGUGAAUUUCAGCACACCACAUAACAACCCCUCCACCCCCACCCCGACCCCUCCAACGGGGUUCUGGCUUUUUCAAAAACAACCUCAUGUUCUGUUUUUACAGAAACUUACAGCCGUACGCAGUAUUGAAAGUGUUUUUAGUUUUUCACUUUUCCAGGAGAAUGCACAAUUACCUCUGUCUCCAUCGCUCGGACCUUCUUUUUAUUUUCAAGGUUUUUUAGGCUUCGUUUGGAUAAAAGAUGCAGGAGGAGUGUUUGUCGUCGCAGCAGAGCCAUUGUUUGUUUAUUUGUUUGUUACUUGGCACUUAACCUCAUGACAGCGGAGUGGAGUUUCUAAGCAGAGAGCUGAUGUUGAUGUAAUCGACCUCUGAGGUGGAAUUUGGCCCCCAGCCCAGUUAGGAACGCCUCAAUCCUUUUCCUCCUCAGAGGGACACACACACACACACACACUGUGCACUUCUCUAAGACGACCAAGUGUCAUUUAAGUUGAACUGAAAUGUUAAAUAUCUCCAUGUUCUGUAUAGAUGUGCUUUGUGGUCCUUAUCCUCGUUUCUUUUCAGCUCUGCUUUUCUCUGAAUGCUGCAGCUGCUGCAAAACUAUGCAUCGAGUGCAUUUCCAAAGAUUGUCCUCGGAGCGACUCAAACACGACCGGUUUGGUAUUUUUUAGAACGGGUGUUUGCGAGGUGGCCGUCCACACUGUUCACAUUUUUUCUGUUCUGGUUUACUCACCAGGUUUAGUGUCUGAGAGAUCUGCUUCAGCACAUUUUAGCUAAGUUUUUUCUUUUUUCUUUUUUCGGCCCCCUACUUUAUUUUCACCGCACUUUCAUGAGCACCUUUACACACUCUGGACCUUAGAAACAACACACACACCAAAACCUGAGCACUGUGUUUUUAUGUUUUUUCAUCAAAGCAGAACGAGUGAGCAUGUGGAGUCUUCAAACCACCAUUUUUUCCCCCACCAUUUCAUUUCUGACAGAUAAAUGUAAAUAUGAUAUCACUUUACAUUACAAUUUUUUAAACUUUAAAUUAAAAAUUGAUCAUGUAUUUUAAAACUAAAUGAAAGUGGGUUUUAUAAAUGUCACUUUUAUCUAAGAGCAACCAAAUUCCACCUCAAGAUUGGUUUCUUUUUAGGUAAAAAUUAUCUUAAAAAUCAAACCUAAAAGAUUAAUCCCAUUAGCGGGUCACUGUACAUGUUUUUUUAACCACACUAACUGAUAAAUAAAAACUGAAAUCACUUCUCUUUCUAGACUCCAAAAAACACUAACUUUGAAUACAAAUGCCACAUAUCAAAUUUUUAUCAUUAUUUGGAGGUCAGCUACUUCAAAGAAAGCAUCUGCAUGCUGGGAAUUUGUAAGUUUUUCACCUCGUGAAACUGAUACCAUCAGUGUUCACGAGCCCCCCCCCAGCUCUGAAAUGUCAAGAGGCUCCACAGUUUACUUUGAGUUUACUUUGGGUGUGAGCAAAGGUUGGGAGAGGAGAAAGUGAGGCGACGUGCUGGCAGUUUGAAGAGCUGCCGGCUCCCUCUGGUGGAAGAGCAGCGCAACUACUUGAAUUUUUCCUCCCAAGUAUUUUAAAUCAGACAAAUAGACGGCACUUUGUGAUCAUCGCUGCUUCGGAUCGGAGGGAAAACAUCAGCCUCGGCUUGUUAAAACACUGAAAAAGUAGCAAUAACAUUUAUCUGGUCCGUUGUUACCCAAUAGCCCUCGGUGAGGUGGCCUGUACUCGCAUCUUAACCAGGUGACAGUAUUAACUGCCAGCUUGAGCUCAGUUUACAGUAUUUAUAUUUUAUGGAUGUGGGGGAGGGAGGGGGGUGUUCUGUUAAAACAAAGAUUUUUCUGUAACAGCAGAAGAUGACGACUUUUUUAAGAGGCUGAUUUUAAUCAAAAAAGCUGAUCAACAAUCAAAAUGUUAAAGUGAAUAUAUCUUUAGUCUGAUGUCACUUCCUCUCCAGCUGUCUGUGAUCAGUGGCUGCAGGUGUCUUAAGCCAUAUAAAGAGGAUGCAAGAUCUCGAUCCAGCCCCCCUGCAGAAAAUGGACAGAUGUGGAUCUUCUAAAAAAAAAAAGAUAAAGACAUGAUCACCCACAUGAAUGCUUUAUAACAUAAAGCUCUAUUUUGUCAAUAUGUAUAUGUGUAUAUAUUUAUAAAUAUAUAUCGGCAGAUCUGUUUCUUGAGUAUUUCCAAAAUCAAAAAGAGGGAGAAAAAAUUUUCAGACCAAAUUUUGUUUUGUUUUUUUAUCACAAAUAUGGGGGGGGGGGGGGUUGCAUUUAAAUCUCAAUGAAAUGAACCCUGAUCAACCAGCAGAACUGCAGCAGCUGCCAACUCAAAACAACCAGCUUCUCGGCCGUUUAUGUGACCUCAGAAAUUAAAAUAUGGAGAGAAAAAUAAGAAUAGAGAAGAAAAAAAAAAGGUUAAGACUUUCAAUCCUCCAAACUGUGUGUUGCUUAGCAAUUGUAUGUUCAGUGUAAUCAGGAAAAGCCAAGCUUGUGACACAAUCACUGCUUUCUUUGUUGCAUAGACAGUAAAAAUGUUCUAGUUUAAAAGA